This is a messenger RNA of Acanthosepion pharaonis, 1422 nucleotides long. The record is from the annotation of a GenBank genome assembly. Lineage: Eukaryota; Metazoa; Mollusca; Cephalopoda; Sepiida; Sepiidae.
AUGAAAAGGAGAAAAUAUCCACCCUCUCUCUCUCUCUCUCUCUCUCUCUUUUAUAACGUCCAUUCCUUCUCUCUCUUCUUUCUCCUUCCUACCCUUCAAUACAUUUCCCUCCCUUAUUAUCUCUUUGAAACCUUUCUAUCGCUCUCAGUCAGAUUCUCUUUCUAUUUACAUGAAAAGGAGAAAAUAUCCACUCUCUCUCUCUCUCUCUCUCUCUCUCUCUUUUAUAACGUCCAUUCCUUCUCUCUCUUCUUUCUCCCUUCCUACCCUUCAAUACAUUCCCUCCCUUAUUAUCUCAUGAAACCUUUCUAUCGGUCGAUCUUUUUUAGCUCUCAGUCAGAUUCUCUUUCUAUUUACAUGAAAAGGAGAAAAUAUCCACUCUCUCUCUCUCUCUCUCUCUCUCUUCUUUCUUUAACGUCCUUUCCUUCUCUCUCUUCUUUCCCUUCCUACCCUUCAAUACAUUCCCUCCCUUAUUAUCUCAUGAAACCUUUCUAUCGGACGAUCUUUUUAGCUCUCAUCAGAUUCUCUUUCUAUUUACAUGAAAAGGAGAAAAUAUUUCACCUCUCUCUCUCUCUCUCUCUCUCUUUUCAUAACGUCCAUUCCUUUCUCUCUUCUUUCUCCUUCCUACCCUUCAAUACAUUCCCUCCUUAUUAUCUCUUGAAACCUUUCUAUCGGACGAUCUUUUUAGCUCUCAAUUCUCUUUCUAUUUACAUGAAAAGGAGAAAAUAUCCACCCUCUCUCUCUCUCUCUCUCUCUCUCUCUUUUAUAACGUCCAUUCCUUCUCUCUCUUCUUUUCUCCUUCCUACCCUUCAAUACAUUUCCCUCCCUUAUUAUCUCAUGAAACCUUUCUAUCGGUCGAUCUUUUUAGCUCUCAAAAAUAUCCACUCUCUCUCUCUCUCUCUCUCUCUCUCUCUCUUUUAUAACGUCCAUUCCUUCUCUCUCUUCUUUCUCCCUUCCUACCCUUCAAUACAUUCCCUCCCUUAUUAUCUCAUGAAACCUUUCUAUCGGAAAAUAUCCACCUCUCUCUCUCUCUCUCUCUCUCUCUCUUUUAUAACGUCCUUUUCCUUCUCUCUCUUCUUUCUCCUUCCUACCCUUCAAUACUUUUCCCUCCUUAUUAUCUUGAAACCUUUCUAUCGGUCGAUCUUUUUUAGCUCUCAGUCAGAUUCUCUUUCUAUUUACAUGAAAAGGAGAAAAUAUCCCCUGUUCUCUCUCUCUCUCUCUCUCUCUCUCUCUCUUUAUAACGUCCUUUUCCUUCUCUCUCUUCUUUCUCCUUCCUACCCUUCAAUACAUUCCCUCCCUUAUUAUCUCAUGAAACCUUUCUAUCGGUCGAUCUUUUUUGGCUCUCAGUCAGAUUCUCUUUCUAUUUACAUGAAAAGGAGAAAAUAUCCUUCUCUCUCUCUCUCUCUCUCUCUCUCUCUUUCAUAA